AUGACUAACACCAAUACCACAAACAACACCAAGAAGCGAGAUCGCGAAGAAGAAGAAGAACCAGAUCAAGCAAGUCCCUACCAAGAACUAAAAUGGAAUCACGCUCCUCCGCUGUUCCUCAAUGACAAGUUUGACAAUCCCAACGAAUUGCUGCAAAAUGAAAAGACCACUCCUCCCAUUCACGCCGGUCGCACAGCCUUACUCGUCGUCGAUGUCCAACCGGAAUAUUGGAGUCACUGUCCCGCCGUUCGUCAAGAUUUCCCCGACUUUCCCAAACACUUGGAACGACUGGUUGCUCAAUGCCGGAAACAAAAAGCCAAGAUUAUCUGGGUCCGCGCCGAUUAUCGCUAUGCCCAUUCCCCGUGGCUCGUCCAGUUUGCCCGGUUGCAUCAAGGCACCAUUCCGGCCGAAGUCCACAGCAGUGCCAGCGAUUGCGAAACCAUUCCGUGGGAAGAUUUUGCCACACCGCAGGGCGGAGAAUAUGUCAUUCCCAAAACGAGUUGGUCGUCGACGCGUCAUACGGCAUUGAUGGAUUUGCUCAAACAAUCGGGCAUUGAUACCGUGCUCGUGUGUGGAUUGAUUACCAGUGUCUGUGUGCAGCAUUCGGCCUUUGGUAUUUUCGAAGCGGGCUAUCGGACGUUGCUCGUCACGGAUGCCUGUGCCGAUCGAGGCAAGGCACGACACGAUGCUGCAUUGGCGUUGUAUGGGGAUUACAUGUACGAACUACUCACGGUACAAGAUUUGUGUCAAAAGGACAAGCCAUUCUACUUGCGGCCGGCACAACCCGUCUGGUUGACCAAGGAAAGUGUCGACAACUUGGUCCAACCAACUUUUUUCAAUUCGUUGCAAGAUUCCAUUGUCACCAAACAACACGAAGAGCAACACGAAGAGCAAGAAAAGCCGAAUAAGGUGGCCAAAGUCGACCAUCAUCCCAUCUUUUAUAAAAUGCCCACAACAAGAACAACGGCAGCCACGACGGUCAGUGUCGCCACGGAAAAGCAAGACAACAAGAAAGUCACCAUUCAUCCCACGGACAGCAACAGCAGUCUCAGUACGAUGACAUCGCCAGUCCUCGCGGGUGCCACCGAACCACCGGCACCGCCUGGAACCAUUCGAGUCUAG
Messenger RNA from Seminavis robusta, 1122 nucleotides. Lineage: Eukaryota; Bacillariophyta; Bacillariophyceae; Naviculales; Naviculaceae. The record is from the annotation of a GenBank genome assembly.